Aphidius gifuensis is the source of this 827-nucleotide messenger RNA. RefSeq names its product probable 28S ribosomal protein S16, mitochondrial (gene mRpS16). Lineage: Eukaryota; Metazoa; Arthropoda; Insecta; Hymenoptera; Braconidae. The transcript is spliced from 2 exons. Gene Ontology annotation, cellular component: mitochondrial small ribosomal subunit; ribosome. Gene Ontology annotation, molecular function: structural constituent of ribosome. The record is from RefSeq and is a predicted model, not a curated record. Bases 297 to 719 code for a protein of 140 amino acids. Gene Ontology annotation, biological process: mitochondrial translation.
CACAGGGCAAAUUUUUUACAAUUUAGGGCUAUUUUUUGCCGCUGAUGGCGCUUGUAAAAUUUUUUUUAUAUAGAUUUUACAUACAAAAGCCUCACAAGCACUGACAGUGGAGAAAAAAAGCCCUAAAUUGUAAUGCCCUGUGAAUUGGACUGCGGUAUUUUUCUUUUUUGAUCUCUAAGCGAACGACAACUUACGAAUACUUACUUUGUUGUUUAUAAAAAAAAACUUGAUUCACUUUUAUUUACUGAAUUAUUAUUAGAUAAAGAGUGCUAUUUAAUAAACAGUUACAAGUGAAAAUGCCAAAAUUUCCAUUACAUGCUGCAUCUGGAACUGGGGUUUUCACUGAUUGGCAUAGAAAAGUAAUAAGACUUGCACGUUAUGGAUGUGCAAAUCGGCCUUUUUAUCAUAUUGUUGUUAUGAACUCAAAAGCGGAUCCAAAGACACCGCCUAUCGAACAGCUCGGUACAUACGAUCCAAAGGUUAAUCAAUACAAUGAAAAACUUGUGUCAUUUAAUUCAGAAAGAAUAAUGUUUUGGCUCGGUCAAGGAAAUUGUGACAUAAGUCCUCCUGUUGAAGAAAUUUUUGGUCUUGCUGGAUUUUUGCCGAUUCAUCCAAGAACCUACAUUAAGGCCUGGCGAAAUCGCAAAGACAUAGAGAAAAAAGAAAAAAAAGCCGAUGACGAAGCAGCUGAAGCACUAAAUAAUGUCCAGUCUAAUUGAAAAAAAUACAAUAACUAAAUGAAUUCUAGAAUUUACUUAUCAUUAUUAAACUCCUUUGUAAAUGUAUAUACAAUCAGUAAAUUUUCAUAUUAAAUGUUAUUAAUAAUA